AAUCACAGCGGCCGCGGCGGCGACACCCCCGCACGCAGCGCGGGAUUUUCGUUCUUGUGGAGUGAAGAAAGAGGAGAGAUGAUAGUGAAAGCAGCCGUUCUGUUGGCCUGUGCUCUGAGCAUCAAUGCAUUUCCCCUGGAAGAGCCUGAAGAUGGAGGCAAGCACUGGGUGGUGAUUGUCGCAGGUUCAAAUGGCUGGUACAACUACCGGCACCAGGCAGACGUGUGCCACGCAUACCAGAUUGUCCACAGAAAUGGCAUUCCAGAUGAACAGAUCAUUGUCAUGAUGUACGAUGACAUUGCAGAUAGUGAUGAAAAUCCAACAAAAGGCAUCGUCAUCAACAGACCUAAUGGCACAGAUGUGUAUGCAGGAGUACCCAAGGACUAUACAAAGGAGGAUGUUACUCCAAAGAAUUUCCUUGCUGUUCUCAGAGGGGAUGCAGAAGCAAUGAAGGGAAAAGGAUCAGGAAAAGUACUGAAAAGUGGUCCCAAGGAUCACGUGUUUGUUUAUUUCACUGACCAUGGAGCUCCAGGACUGCUGGCUUUUCCCGAUGACGACCUUCACGUGAAGGACUUGAAUAAGACCAUUUGGUACAUGUACCAUCACAAAAAAUACCAAAAGAUGGUAUUUUACAUUGAAGCAUGCGAGUCUGGAUCUAUGAUGAAUCAUUUACCAGAUAAUAUCAAUGUUUAUGCAACAACUGCUGCCAAUCCCAGAGAAUCAUCUUACGCAUGUUACUAUGAUGAUGAAAGGCAGACUUACCUUGGUGACUGGUACAGUGUGAACUGGAUGGAAGAUUCUGACAUGGAAGAUCUAAGGAAAGAAACACUCCACAAGCAGUUUCAACUGGUGAGGAGACGCACCAACACCAGCCAUGUGAUGCAGUAUGGAAACAGAAGCAUCUCCUCUAUGAAAGUGAUGCAGUUUCAGGGCAUGGGGAAGAAGGCUACCCCCAUUUCUCUGCCACCUGUAAAACACUAUGACCUGACUCCUAGCCCUGAUGUCCCUCUUGCAAUCAUGAAACGAAAGCUGAUGGCUACUAACGAUAUUUAUGAGGCUAAGAAGAUUGCAACAGAGAUGAAAGCACACUUGGAGGCUAAAGAAUUUAUCCAGGAAUCUAUGCGAAAGAUUAUCACCUUAGUAACAGGAUCAAGAGAAAAGACCAACCAAGUUCUGUCAGACAGGUUGACCAUCAGCAAUUAUGACUGCUACCAGGCAGCAGCCAACCACUUCAAAGCUCACUGCUUCAACUGGCAUUUUCCUGUGUAUGAAUAUGCAUUGAGACAGCUCUACGCAUUGGUCAAUGUUUGUGAAGGAGGAUAUCCCAUUGACAGAAUACGCCUGGCCAUGGACAAAGUGUGCCUUGGAUUAGUGUAAACCUCAAAUUAGUGGAAACAACAGCCCUUAGUCCUUAGGCCCUUACUACAAACAAUAACUUUCCAUAAGUGUAAUAAUCCAGACUUUACAUGCAUGCAACACGAAGAGGGUCAACCACUGCAUGAGUCAAGUACUGUGUUGGGCAGCUGCCCGUGAGCAAUACAGCAGUUCAGUGCUCUGCCCUGCCUCGCUCGCGCUCUGGGGGUUCAGCAGAGCACGUGGAGCUUCUGAGGUGGAUCAUCUGUUCCAAAGUGCAAUGCUUCAAGCCUCUCUGGAUGAACACUGCAAGGCAUCUAGUGAUGAUUCUAGUUUAUGCUAAAUUUAAGUUUUGAUUCCUUACAGAAUUUUUUUUAUUAGCAUUAACUGUUAGCUCUUUUUAAAGAAAUAUUAAUGAACAUCCAUUUACAGUGACUAAGUUGCAAUGUGGUUGAAAAGAAACCAAAGUUCAUUAUUUCAGCUUUAACUCCUUUAGAGUUUAAAGGGAUGAGCUGUAUUCAAGAAUUAUCAUAUGUGUUAAGCUGUGGACAGCAAUGGACAACAAGAGCUUUUGUGGGUAGAAAACAUUGUUUCCCAAAGAAAAACACAACUACUAAUGCUGUAAUUUUAUUGUCAGUGUGAGAUAAGUAAAUGUAUGUACACCCAAACCUGUGGGAAGUCAGAGUACAGAAUUUGCCUGUGAAUAAAAGCAAAAGUUGGGAGUUCCAUCCAACCUUCAGGGCAAUGCAGUGUUAUAUACCUCAUCUCUUAGACAAGUAAGAGCUAACUCCUUUUGUGAGACUGGAUUAAAUGGUUAUCUACCCCUCUGAGUUAUUUAUAAGGGAGACCAUCUCAAACAAAAUUUCC
Nothoprocta perdicaria is the source of this 2220-nucleotide messenger RNA. RefSeq names its product legumain (gene LGMN). Gene Ontology annotation, molecular function: cysteine-type endopeptidase activity. The transcript is spliced from 14 exons. NCBI's taxonomy places the organism in Eukaryota, Metazoa, Chordata, Aves, Tinamiformes, Tinamidae. Bases 79 to 1377 code for a protein of 432 amino acids. The record is from RefSeq and is a predicted model, not a curated record. Gene Ontology annotation, biological process: vacuolar protein processing.